CUCUGAUAAAUUUGUCGAAGAAAAACCCAACAGACAAGGGAAGUCCGACUGGUCUACAUUAGUGUUGUCCUUCAACAUAAAGUAGCAAGAGAGGUGAUUUUGGUUGACCACGAAGAUGAAGUACACAUGCUACUAGGUACUAUUUAGUCGGUUAGUUAGUGUGGUACUGAAACGUUGGAGUUGGAGAACAAGAGCAAAAUGACCCGUUUGGCGUAUUUUAGCACGUGCUGUAUCGUGUUUGUAGGCGUUUUGGCAGUGGUUGGCUGUGAGAAAUAUAAAUUAUGCAUUGUCGAUGGCAAGGGAAGUUUAAAAAAAUCUCAACGAUAUUGUCCAGAUCUAGAUGUAGCUGACAGUAAGGUGGAAUGUGUUGUAGCACCAGAUAGAACUGACUGUCUCAGACAAAUACUCAAAGGUAAAGCAGACUUUUCAGUAUUUUCUCCAGAAGAUCUUGUAGCGGCAAACAAUGAAGGAGUACAGAUUCUAGUCACAAAUGAACUGCGAUAUGUAAAUACACCUUUCGAUUAUGAAGUCGUUGCUGUAGUUGAUAAGAAAUCGAGGAUAAAAAGUCGACAUGAUCUUAAAGGAAAGAAUUACUGCCAUCCUGGCCAUGGAUAUGAAACCGACUGGACAAAGAUUCUUGCAAAUUUCUUUGAAGCAUCUGUGACCACUCCAUCUUGCGAUCCAUUACUAUCAUUGUCUGAGAACAGAGUUAAAGCCUCGUCUGAGUUUUUUGGAGCAGCUUGCAAGGCUGGACCUUGGGUUCAUGAUCUCUCUCUAGAUAUGCAAUUAAAAAGAAAAUAUUCCAACCUUUGCGAUCUUUGUGGCGAUCCCGAAAAAUGUUCGAUGGAGGAUAAAUAUUGGGGACGCAGAGGAUCUCUGUUCUGUCUUACGGAUGGAGCUGGAGAUAUUAGUUGGGCCCGUUUGGACGAUGUCAGACCUCAUUUCGGAUUAGUUGCCGGACCGUCAGAAGCAACAGCAGACGGAUAUUAUUUCUUAUGUCCCAAUGAUUCUAUAAUGCCGCUAAACAGUACGAAUCCUUGUGUUUGGGUCGUUAAACCAUGGCCAGUUGUAGCAACUAGAAGGACAGUAGCAGACGACAUUCAAAAAAUAGUGACUCCCUUAUCACACAAUGACAGAAUUUCGUGGAGAUACAGUUUACUGAUGCUUCUUGAAACGGCUUAUACAACGUUUUACAAGCUACCAAACAUCGAUCCUAUCGAGACGUAUUUGGAUCAAGCAACUGGUUACCUUAGCGCCAAUAGCUUCUCAGGUUGCCAUCCUCCACGUACUAUAACGAUCUGCACAACUUCCAUCAAAGAACACGCGAAAUGUUCCUGGAUGCGCGAAUCAGCUUCAGUCUAUGGUAUUGAACCAGAUUUGGAGUGUGUUAAAGCAGAUAACAAAAGUCACUGUAUGUGGGCUUUGAACAAAAACAUUGCUGAUGUAGUGAUCCUACCGACUGAUCUAGUUCAUCAAGCACAAACUAAGUAUAAUCUGACAACACUCUUCUACGAAACCGUAUUGGACGAUGAAAAAUACAUCACCGUAGUAGCAACAACAAGCAAAAUAAGCAGUAUGGAAGACCUAAGAGGCAAGAAAAUUUGCUUCCCCGUCUACGAUGGAGUUGCUUGGAAUACUGUAAAGAACGUUUUGUUCAACAGAUCCCUUAUCCACAAAUGCCCCUUGGACAUAGAAAUGGCCAACUUCUUUGGACCAAGUUGUACACCUGGUGUUCCAAAGGAAAGUGGUUUUGCAAAGCUAAAUGAGUUAUGCCAAGGCGACACUUUUGAUGGAGAACUUGGAGCCCUACAUUGCUUGACUAGUGGAAAGGGAGAGGUGGCGUUCGUCUCUAAAAACUCUAUUUCUAAAUUUAUGGCAGCGUACCACGUAAACGAAAUCAAACAGAUCCAAGUGAGUUGCACAGACAAAACAUCUGCGUGCCAACUGAGUUGGGCGCCUGUUGGUCAAGCCAUGGUAAGGGGCAAUUCUACAGAACUCUGGAAAAAAGACACUCUAGACGUUUUCCUACAAUUAGAUGAACUUUUUGGAAAGAACUACAAAUCUACGACCAAUGCGUUUACUAUGUUCGGAAGCUAUGACGACGAACAUGACUUAUUGUUCCACGAUGUGACACAGAAGUUGAGGACUGUACCGACCCUGAAAGAGAACGAUCCAAUGACGUCGAUGUACGAAACUUCAUUAAAGAGUGACCUUAAAUGUUCGAUUUCGGGUUCGAGUAUUACGAGAUCUUCAUUUUCAUUGUUUUUAUUUGUAACCUGUUUAUAUUUAGUUUAUUUCGUUAAGAAUGUUUUACUGUGAGUCGACAGUGGCGGCGCAUUGGGCACUACGCAUGAAAGUUUUCAAAAAGACAAGUCUUAUGUAUUCUAUUGUUUUAUAUUCCUGUUUAAAUCUAUUGGUUUAUUUCAAAAAUAACCUUUUUGCUUUAAUCUUUGAUUAACUAAUCCGAUAUCUUUGUAUGCUGGUAUCUAGAUCGAGUGAUUAAACUGUAGUCAUACUUAUCAAAAUUUUUAAUCUGCUAGUGCACAAUGACGCUGCUGUUAUAUUUAACUGAUUAUUACUGUGAUAUAUGAUCUGAAUGUAAAAUAAAGUGUUUUUAGUAUAC
Messenger RNA from Diabrotica balteata, 2623 nucleotides. NCBI's taxonomy places the organism in Eukaryota, Metazoa, Arthropoda, Insecta, Coleoptera, Chrysomelidae. The record is from the annotation of a GenBank genome assembly.